CUAACGUACUUUUAUUGCGAAGUUUAAUCCCGGAAGUGAGUGUGGUGGCGGCUGGGCUGAGCUCGUACUGCCUCGGUCUUUGCUGUCCUGAAGCUAAGCUAGCUGAGAGGAUGCCGUCGAUCGAAUACGACGACUCCAAGCCCAGCUGGGCAGACCAAGUCGAGGAGGAAGGAGAUGAAGGAACACUACCAUCCCCCAAGGAAACCAUCAAAGGAAACAUAAAAACUAUCACCGAGUAUAAAAUAGACGAUGACGGAAAGAAGUUCAAGAUUGUGCGGACCUUUAAGAUCGAGACAAGAAAAGCUUCAAAAGCUGUUGCCAGGAGAAAGAACUGGAAGAAAUUUGGCAACUCAGAGUUUGAUGCUCCAGGUCCUAAUGUCGCCACCACCACAGUCAGUGAUGAUGUCUUCAUGACUUUCAUUUCCAGCAAAGAGGACUUGAAUGCCCAAGACCAGGAUGAAGAUCCAAUGAACAAACUUAAAGGGCAGAAGAUCGUGUCUUGUCGUAUUUGCAAAGGCGACCAUUGGACCACCCGCUGUCCGUACAAGGACACCCUGGGCCCCAUGCAGAAGGAGUUGGCUGAACAGCUUGGGCUUUCCACUGCAGACAAGGAGAAGCCUGCUGGCUCUGCGGAACCAGAGCCUGCACAGCCUGCGCAGAGCAAGACUGGAAAGUACGUUCCCCCGAGCCUGAGGGAUGGAGGUACCCGAAGAGGGGAGUCCAUGCAGCCCAACCGCAGAGGUGGGUCUGAUGACAAUGCCACAAUUCGUGUGACCAAUCUGUCUGAGGACACCCGUGAGACAGACUUGCAGGAGCUCUUCAGACCAUUUGGCUCCAUCUCGAGAAUCUACCUGGCCAAAGACAAGAACACUGGGCAAUCAAAGGGUUUUGCCUUCAUCAGUUUCCAUCGUCGGGAGGACGCAGCCAGAGCCAUCGCAGGAGUGUCAGGAUUUGGAUAUGAUCAUCUUAUUCUCAAUGUUGAAUGGGCCAAACCGUCAAACAACUGAGGAAUCCAUCAGAAUAUAUUCAAGGAUGCCAGAUUUAUUGUUGUGGUAAAAUCACGGACGCUGGAAGUGGAAUGGAAAUGCAAAAAAAACGUUGAAAUAAAUAAAUAAAUCUCACACUUAUUA
Messenger RNA from Larimichthys crocea (large yellow croaker), 1130 nucleotides. RefSeq names its product eukaryotic translation initiation factor 3, subunit G (gene eif3g). Gene Ontology annotation, cellular component: eukaryotic translation initiation factor 3 complex; cytoplasm. Gene Ontology annotation, molecular function: translation initiation factor activity; RNA binding. The record is from RefSeq and is a predicted model, not a curated record. The coding region runs from base 111 to 1007 and encodes 298 amino acids. The transcript is spliced from 10 exons. NCBI's taxonomy places the organism in Eukaryota, Metazoa, Chordata, Actinopteri, Sciaenidae.